AUGACUCCUUCACUACAAGACGCAAAAAUCACCUUCCUCGGUGGCGGCAACAUGGCCGCCGCCAUCAUCGGUGGUCUCCUCGCAAAGAACAUCUCCAAGCAGAACAUCUACGUCUCCGAGCCCUGGGACGUGAACCGCAACAAGAUGGCCGAGCUGGGCGUGCGCACCACCGCCGACAACAAGGAGGCCGCUGCUAAUUCCGACGUCGUCAUCCUCGCUGUCAAGCCUCAGGUUGCCAAGGGUGUGUGCGAGGAGCUCAGCGCUGCGUGGGCCGGACGGGAUAGUCUACCUGUCGUUAUCUCCAUCGCUGCUGGCAUCACCCUUGCUAGCAUCGCACAGUGGUUCAAGGGCGAUAGCGGCAAGGCGCCCGCUAUUGUUCGCGUCAUGCCCAACACGCCUGCUCUGGUCGGCGAGGGCGCGUCUGGACUUUUCGCUGCUGAGGAUGUGACCGAUGCUGAGAAGGAGUUGACGUCUGCUCUGCUGGGAAGUGUCAGCAAGGCCACUGAGUGGGUUGACAAGGAGGAACUCCUCGACGUUGUCACUGGCAUCUCAGGUUCCGGCCCCGCCUACUUCUUCGCCUUUGUUGAGCAUCUCAUCUCCAGCGGUAUCGGCCUUGGUCUUUCCGAGGAGCAGGCCACCCGCCUCGCCAAGCAGACCUGCUUCGGCGCCGGCAAGAUGCUUGUUGAGUCUUCCGAGGAGCCAUCUCAGCUGCGAAAGAACGUCACCAGCCCCAACGGUACUACCCACGCUGCUCUUGUGAGCUUUGAGAACUCUGGGCUGAAGGAGAUUGUCGACAAGGCUGUCAAGGCUGCUGCUGAUCGUGCUCAAGAGCUUGGAAAGAACUAG
Molecule: messenger RNA, 846 nt
Organism: Fusarium sp. VM40
Lineage: Eukaryota; Fungi; Ascomycota; Sordariomycetes; Hypocreales; Nectriaceae
Source: the annotation of a GenBank genome assembly